Nilaparvata lugens (brown planthopper) is the source of this 1059-nucleotide messenger RNA. RefSeq lists its product as uncharacterized. The transcript is spliced from 5 exons. The record is from RefSeq and is a predicted model, not a curated record. NCBI's taxonomy places the organism in Eukaryota, Metazoa, Arthropoda, Insecta, Hemiptera, Delphacidae. The coding region runs from base 526 to 1017 and encodes 163 amino acids.
ACAAAAACAUAAUGCAAAAAAUCCUAUUCACUAUCAUCUGAGAACAUACUACAUUUUUCAUGGGUAAUAAUGAUGUUAGAGUUACCAGGACCUACUGGUAGGUAUUUGCUAAAGCUGAGGGGUCACACCAAGAGCAUUACUUGGAGAAACCUAUGUGUUCUUCAAGAUUUUUCUUGUUUCGAAAUAAAUUAUAAUACAAACGUUUCCAUUUAUGAUGAUUUGGAAUCCAAAUUUUGAAGUUAUUAUACGUAUUUUUAACAACACUAAAUCUGGAGCAAGAAGUCAAUAACGGUUUUUAAAUGAGACUCAUAUGUGAUAAUUCAAUUAGAGUUUUUGUGUGGAUUCUGAAUAAUUACGUACAAAGUAGAUCACCCAGCCAAGACUAGACACUAGACUGAAUGUAUUUCAGUACGGUUCUGAAUGAAUGGCUUAUUCUUAUAGUUUUCAAGCCUCCAGAAGUUACAAGCUAUGUGAGAGAUUGGAAAGGAAAUUAUCAAUAAUAACUGAGAAGACGGCUUGAAAUCAAUGCUUUUGAGCAGAGAACUGAUAGUGCUCAUUACAGCAAUCUCAAUGUUCACAUCAACUUAUGGCCAAAUUAAUCGUCGCAUCAUCAAACAGAAAGUUCGACUGACAAUAAAAAAUAACAUAUUUCCCGACUCCAUUCUCCUCGCCUAUGGAGCUGGCUACAGAAUCAACUGGGACAUGAAUCCAUCGCCUCGCAGUGCCAGAUCGUUGACAUCUUUCAAGCAUCAGUUCAUAUCAGCUAUGCAGCAAAUACUUGACAGAGAAACAUUGAACAGUGAAAAGUGUCUACUGCGGGCUGCCUGUGAAGUUGAUUCGUUGGACUUGAAAAAUGGUGACAUAAUCGACAAAAUUCUCCAUGCGAUCUUCAGGAGCAGAACAAGAUUGGAAGAAGGCACUUGCAACUCUAGUCUCAAUCUCCAGACAGAAUGUCGAUUAUCACUUGUGAAUCUAGCUGGCUACAUUUUGGAAAACGUUUUUGUUGGAAAAAUCUAAAGUUUCAACCUCAUAAUAAAGUUUCAGAUUUGGACUCAGUCA